AUGGAUUCAACUUUUACAACAACCUCCGCUGUUGCACCCAGCCCCUAUUUUGAUUCCCUCGUCCGUCGUCGUCAACAAAAGAAAAUGAGCAUUACACAAACAUACUACCUGGCUCAUACCGCCCGGAAGAAGCUCACCCGUGAAGCUUCCCGCGCAGACCACGAUCUCCGCCUCCUCGUCGGUCACGCCAACCUCCUGGACUCUCUCAUGUUUGAUCUCGCCGACGCAGAACGUGAACAGGAACGCUGGUUCAACCAAACCGUCAAUGGUGCAACAAAGUCCUCCCCUCCUUCAUCCCGCCAACACAUCCAAUGGGCCUCUACGGUAGUCGAAGAGCCCGAAGAAUGGGAACAGGAGGAAGAAGAAGCAGCCUCAGACUCCGACUCAGAUGCAAGCGACAGCGACUCUGAAUACGACGAGUCAGACUUCAUAAUCAACCCACCGCGGCGCCGGGCCCCGUCGCCCGUCGCUUUCUUCCACGAGGACCUACUUGAAGAAGACGAGGGCGAGGACACAGAUUCAGACUUUGAAUACGACGAUGCAGAGGAUCUGGACGAGCUGAGCCUGACUCGCUCGCCAUCGCGCCAAUCACCGCCCGAGCUCCUAGCCGAUUCGGACAACGAUUCGGACGAUGACGCGGCGAUGCCACCGUCCCCGCCUCAACCUCAACUUGAGGCAUUCAAUGAGAAGGCUUCUGCGGAUAUUACCCUCGCCGUGGACGACCAGCCUCAUCUUUUUGAGCAGGGGUAUUUUGGUGUGCGGGAGCAGAUCAUCGAGGCUUAUUGA
Penicillium soppii is the source of this 786-nucleotide messenger RNA. RefSeq lists its product as uncharacterized. The record is from RefSeq and is a predicted model, not a curated record. The coding region runs from base 1 to 786 and encodes 261 amino acids. The transcript has a single exon. Lineage: Eukaryota; Fungi; Ascomycota; Eurotiomycetes; Eurotiales; Aspergillaceae.